UUAUUCUGAGGGUCACAGGAAGACAUUGGAGAGUUGUAGGCAAGGUAGUGACAUGCUCAGAGUUAUGUUUUAGAAACAUCCCUUUUGCUGUUCUGCAGAGGAUGGAUUGUAAUAGCACAUGCAGGGAAGCAGAAAGACCAGUUAGGAGACUUUUGCAGUACUUUAAUAAGCAAGAGGUGCUGGUGGCUUGGAAGAUGUCAGUUUAAUGGUUCUUUGUAGCAUGGUGGGUAAGAGCACCAGCUGAAGAGUAAGGCUGUCUGGUAGAAAAUCUGGCUUACUAAUCUAAUGUGAUCUGGGACAAGUUUUCUUACCUUCUCAGUGCCUGAUUUUUACCAUCUGUAAAAUGGAAAUGAUGAUGUGGCCUUCCUCCUAGAAUUGCUGUGAGGAUUAAUGAAAUAGUAAUAAUUGUAGAGUGCCCAGGAGAAUGUCUUGUUAGUACUGCUGUUUUUAUCACCAUCAUCACCAGCUCCACCAUUUUACAACUACUAACAACUGCUACACAUCAUCCCCCAUAUCCUCAAUUUGCUGAUGAGAAAACUUAGAAACACAGACAGGGUGGUUUUGAAAUCCAAAUAUAGGUCUGUGAUUUUCUAAUCCAGUGCUCUUUCUGCAAAUCUGUGUAGUUCAAGCCCUGUUUAAUGUGCCUGUGAGCGUAUAAACAACAUUGAGCAAAUGAUAAACCAGAUGAGCUGAAUCCCAGGGAGGCAUCCUGUGCCUGUGCAUCUCCCCCCUCACCCCCAAGGCCAUCAGAAACAUCAGAUCCCCUGGGUUUUGGACACCUAAGCCAAAGGUAUUGGUAUGCAUGUGUAUAAUACUUGAGGACCUUGUAAGCUACUGAGUCUCUUUCGAGGCCUUUCAAGUCUUCAUUAAUUGUGUUAAAUGGAGCCAUACAUUACAUAAAUAAAUAAAAUCCAUGGAUUAUCCCCAGACCUUUUCUGGUCAGACUUUUAGUGACGACGUUAACCAGAUUUGCUUUUCUCUCUUCUUCACCUCUUACUGCCUUUGCCUAAUCCCUUCUGGAGUAAGCAAUGAAAUGGGCAAGGAGCAAGAAGGACAAAUGAGAAAAUGUGAGCACUUGAUCCGCCACAUGUUGGUGUUAGACCCGAAUAAACGCCUCUCAAUGGAGCAGAUCUGCAAGCACAAGUGGAUGAAACUAGGGGACGCCGAUCCCAACUUUGACCGGUUAAUAGCUGAAUGUCAGCAACUAAAGGAAGAAAGACAAACAGACCCCCUGAAUGAGGAUGUCCUUUUGGCCAUGGAGGACAUGGGGCUGGACAAAGAGCGGACACUACAGUCAUUAAGAUCAGAUGCCUAUGAUCACUAUAGUGCAAUCUACAGCCUGCUGUGUGAUCGGCAUAAGAGACAUAAAACCCUGCGUGUUGGAGCACCUCCUAGCCUGCCCCGAGCCAUGGGUUUUCAAACACCAGUCAACAUCCAGGCGGAGCAGGCAGGUACCGCUAUGAACAUCAGCGUUCCCCAGGUGCAGCUGAUCAACCCAGAUAACCAAAUUGUGGAGGCUGAUGGGGCAGUGAACUUGGAUAGUGAUGAGGGUGAAGAGCCUUCCCCUGAAGCACUGGUCCGCUAUUUGUCAAUGAGGAGGCACACAGUGGGUGUGGCUGACCCACGCACGGAAGUUAUGGAAGAUCUGCAGAAGCUCCUACCUGGCUUUCCUGGAGUCAACCCGCAGGCUCCAUUCCUACAGGUGGCCCCUAACGUGAACUUCAUGCACAACCUGUUGCCCAUGCAAAAUUUGCAACCAACUGGGCAGCUUGAGUACAAGGAGCAGUCACUAUUACAGCCACCCACCCUACAGCUGCUGAAUGGAAUGGGCCCCCUUGGCCGGAGGGCAUCAGAUGGAGGAGCCAACAUCCAACUGCAUGCCCAGCAGCUGCUGAAGCGCCCACGGGGACCCUCGCCACUUGUCACCAUGACACCAGCUGUCCCAGCAGUUACCCCUGUGGACGAAGAAAGCUCAGAUGGAGAGCCAGAUCAGGAAGCUGUGCAGAGGUACUUGGCAAAUAGGUCCAAAAGACAUACACUGGCCAUGACCAACCCUACAGCUGAGAUCCCACCGGACCUACAACGGCAGCUAGGACAGCAACCUUUCCGUUCCCGGGUCUGGCCUCCUCACCUGGUACCUGAUCAGCAUCGCUCUACCUACAAGGACUCCAACACCCUGCACCUCCCUACGGAGCGUUUCUCCCCUGUGCGCCGGUUCUCAGACGGGGCUGCAAGCAUCCAGGCCUUCAAAGCUCACCUGGAAAAAAUGGGCAACAACAGCAGCAUCAAACAGUUGCAGCAGGAGUGUGAGCAGCUGCAGAAGAUGUAUGGGGGGCAGAUUGAUGAAAGGACCCUGGAGAAGACACAGCAGCAGCAUAUGUUAUACCAGCAGGAGCAGCACCAUCAGAUUCUCCAGCAACAAAUCCAAGAUUCUAUCUGUCCUCCUCAGCCUUCUCCACCUCUUCAGGCUGCAUGUGAAAAUCAGCCAGCCCUCCUCACCCACCAGCUCCAGAGGUUAAGGAUUCAGCCUUCAAGCCCACCCCCCAACCACCCCAACAACCAUCUCUUCAGGCAACCCAGUAAUAGUCCUCCCCCCAUGAACAGUGCCAUGAUCCACUCUCAUGGUGCUGCAUCUCCCUCCCAGUUUCAAGGCUUACCCUCCCGCAGUGCAAUCUUCCAGCAGCAGCCCGAAAACUGUUCCCCUCCUCCCAACGUGGCACUAACCUGCUUGGGCCUGCAGCAGCCUACCCAGUCACAGCAGGUGACCAUUCAAGUACAAGAGCCUGUUGACAUGCUCAGCAGCAUGCCAGGGACAGCCACAGGCUCGGGCGGGCGGGGCGUUUCCAUCAGCCCCAGUGCCAGUCAGAUUCAGAUGCAGCACCGCACCAACCUGAUGGCCACCCUCAGCUAUGGGCACCGACCCUUGUCCAAGCAGCUGAGUGCUGACAGUGCAGAGGCCCACAGCUUGAACGUGAAUCGGUUCUCCCCUGCUAACUACGACCAGGCGCAUUUACAUCCCCAUCUGUUUUCGGACCAGUCCCGGGGUUCCCCCAGCAGCUACAGCCCUUCAACAAGCGUGGGGUUCCCUCCAACCCAAGCCCUGAAAGUCCCUCCACUUGACCAAUUCCCCACCUUCCCUCCCAGUGCACAUCAGCAGGCGCCGCACUAUACCACAUCGGCACUACAGCAGGCCCUGCUGUCCCCCACGCCGCCAGACUAUACAAGACACCAGCAGGUACCCCAUAUCCUUCAAGGACUGCUUUCACCCCGGCACUCGCUCACCGGCCACUCAGACAUUCGGCUGCCCCCGACAGAGUUUUCCCAGCUCAUUAAAAGGCAGCAGCACCGGCAGCAGCAGCAGCAGCAGCAGCAGCAGCAGCAAGAGUACCAAGAAUUAUUCAGGCAUAUGAACCAAGGGGAUGCUGGGAGUCUGGCUCCCAGCCUUGGGGGACAGAGUAUGACAGAGCGCCAGGCUCUACCUUAUCAAAAUGCUGACUCAUAUCACCACCACACCAGCCCCCAGCACCUUCUACAAAUCAGGGCGCAAGAAUGUAUCUCACAGGUUUCCCCGCCCACCCCAACCCACAGCUAUGCUCACCAUCCGGCCCUAAUGCAUUCGGAGAGCAUGGAAGAAGACUGCUCGUGUGAGGGGGCCAAGGAUGGCUUUCCAGACAGUAAGAGUUCAAAUACAUUGACCAAAGGUUGCCAUGACAGCCCCCUGCUCUUGAGUACCGGUGGACCUGGGGACCCUGAGUCUUUACUAGGAACUGUGAGCCAUGGACAGGAAUUGGGGAUACAUCCAUAUCGACAUCAGCCAGCUGUUGCAUUCAGUAGGAAUAAGGUACCCAGUCGAGAGUCUGUCAUAGGGAACUGCAUGGAUAGAAGUUCUCCAGGACAAGCGAUGGAGUUGCCAGAUCACAAUGGGCUUGGGUACCCAGCACGCCACUCAGUCAGUGAGCACCACAGGCCCCGGACCCUCCAGAGACACCACACGAUCCAGAACAGUGAUGAUGCUUAUGUACAGCUGGAUAAUUUGCCAGGAAUGAGUCUCGUGGCAGGGAAAGCACUUAGUUCUGCCCGAAUGUCAGAUGCGGUUCUCAGUCAGUCCUCACUCAUGGGGAGCCAGCAGUUUCAGGACGGGGAGGAUGAAGGAUGUGGGGAGAGUCUGGAGGGUCAUGAGCACCCGGACCUGACUGAUGGCAGCCAGCAUUUAAACUCCUCUUGUUAUCCAUCGACGUGUAUGACAGACAUUCUGCUCAGCUACAAGCACCCUGAGGUCUCCUUCAGCAUGGAACAGGCAGGCGUGUAAUGAGAAACAGAGGGUUUUGUGAACAGUUUGGGAGUGAAAAGGUUCAUUUUAAACCAACAGUAUCUAGCAGCAUUGCGCCAAAUUGCCAUUGUGUUUCUCUCCACCCAGAAUAUCGUGGCUCCUUUCCUCACCUUCAGUUCAUCAGUGUGCUGUUCUUUUGGGUUCUGAGGGGGUUUUGCAAUGUUCGCUUGUAUGACCAAGUCACCAAGAAAAUAAACGGGAAAUCCAUGUUUUCCACCUUUUGUGAAGGUGUA
Messenger RNA from Choloepus didactylus (southern two-toed sloth), 4563 nucleotides. RefSeq names its product SIK family kinase 3 (gene SIK3). Gene Ontology annotation, biological process: intracellular signal transduction; protein phosphorylation; microtubule cytoskeleton organization. The coding region runs from base 914 to 4309 and encodes 1131 amino acids. Gene Ontology annotation, molecular function: tau-protein kinase activity; protein serine/threonine kinase activity; ATP binding. The record is from RefSeq and is a predicted model, not a curated record. Gene Ontology annotation, cellular component: cytoplasm. The transcript has 20 exons. Lineage: Eukaryota; Metazoa; Chordata; Mammalia; Pilosa; Megalonychidae.